AUGUCCGGGUAUAUCAACGUCAAGCCGAUCCUGUACAAUGAUACUGACGGCCAACAGGAGGGUCAAUUCAGCCUCAUACAUAUUCCCUUGCAUCUUUACUCCUCCCUCCUCCAGCCCAUAUUACGAGUCCUCCUACCAAAUGGAGGCCCAAUACACAACGAGGAUCCUGAAGGUCCACUUGAAGGAGUCUCGGUCGAUAACAAGCACGGUUUUCUCAAUAUUAGCGUAACACCAAUAGAGUGCUCUAUCGUCUGCCACAAGACAUGGGCGCAAAACGUCUUCGACCCGGUCAUCGGGCGGCUUCCAGAAGAGCUAUCAAAACAAGUGCAAAUCUCGAAAGACACCUAUAUGGUCUUCUCGGUCAGCAGUGCCGGUAUGGAAGCCGGCCAGCGGGUCAUGGAUUUGACAGCACCGCUCGCCAUGGCGGGGAUUCCGAUAUUCUUCAUCACAACCUACUAUACGGACUUCAUCCUGGUCCCGAGUAAAGACCGGCAGACAGUUGGGGAAGUGCUCCUAGAGCGAGGUUUUGAGUUCUCCGAAAAUGAUUCCGCCUACGUCGCUCCUAUAGCCUUCGCACACGCCCGGUCCCCAAGCGUAUCCUCUGAGCCAUCUACACCGCCACCUACCAAUGUGCCUGAUCUCCAAGCCCGCACUUUUUCCCAUCUCAAAAAGCGAAGCGUAGUACCGUUCGUAGAACCGAACCUCCAUCUCGUGCAAUGCUCGGGCAAAGAAAUCCUGUCCGGAGACGAUUACCUAAACCGUAACAUGAACGGCAACAGCUCAAACGGAAAUCACAACGGGCAUUCCUGGCUCGAUAACAUUGAUCCGAAGCUCUAUAUAGGCAUCGUCUCGGCGCUCGUACAACGCCCACGAUUCCUCUCCAUCACACUGGCACAAGAUGAUGCGCCGUCUCUCCUCCUCGAUAAAAACUUACUUUACCUUUUCGGGAACUCAAUAGCGGGAGAUAUGGACUGUGAUCUCGUGCCCAUCUUCCUAGACCUUGCGAACCUCCCAUUCGAAAGCACUGGUAUCGUUUGCGGCGUGGCGGGCAAGUUAGUCGAUGAGAUGAGAGGUCUACAGGCAAUAAACCAGGAGGAGGGUAGCUUGCCGGAACUCAGCUAUUCGAGUACGGCGAGAGCGGGAGCGGUGGUGUUGAGCUGUGAGGAGAGUGUUAGGGCAUUGAGCAUUUUAUUGCCUUUACUGGAGACAGCCGAGGUGACUUGA
Venustampulla echinocandica is the source of this 1224-nucleotide messenger RNA. RefSeq lists its product as uncharacterized. The transcript has a single exon. The coding region runs from base 1 to 1224 and encodes 407 amino acids. Gene Ontology annotation, cellular component: cytosol. Lineage: Eukaryota; Fungi; Ascomycota; Leotiomycetes; Helotiales; Pleuroascaceae. Gene Ontology annotation, biological process: cellular response to L-arginine; regulation of intracellular signal transduction. The record is from RefSeq and is a predicted model, not a curated record.